GAACAGGUGUGCAUGGAUAGACUCAGGAAGUGGUCCCCACUAGAGCUGCAAGCAAAGACAGUGCAAACAUAGAAGGGAUCGCCAGAUUUAACUUUGAAACAUAGUUUCUCACGAAACUGGUGUGCCAUCUCCGCCCCCCAUCACCCUUUUCUUUCCCUUCUUAUAUUCACUCUCUUCCUCCUCUCUUCAGCCUCUAUUCUUCUUCUUCUUCACUGCUCCAAUUAUUAUUGCAUUGCAUUGCAUUGCCUCACUUCUCUUUCUGUUGUUGUUUCUUCAUGGCUCCAGCCUUGGAAGAAGGAGGAGAAAGAGAAACUAGUGUGGCACAGAACAACUCCUUGAACAGUGUUGUCAAUGAUGCCACACACAGAUCCAAAGUCACUGUUAUUGGAAGUGGCAACUGGGGCAGUGUUGCAGCUAAGCUCAUUGCCUCCAAUACCCUCAGGCUUAGCUCCUUCCACGAUGAAGUGAGGAUGUGGGUAUAUGAGGAGACACUACUAAGUGGUGAGAAGCUCACAGAUGUCAUCAAUCGAACCAAUGAAAAUGUCAAAUAUCUCCCUGGAAUCAAGCUUGGCAAAAAUGUUGUUGCAGAUCCAGACCUUGAAAGUGCCGUGAAGGAUUCCAACAUGUUAGUGUUUGUGACUCCACAUCAAUUUAUGGAAGGAAUAUGCAAAAGGCUUGUUGGGAAAAUAAGGGAAGAUGCUGAAGCUAUUUCCCUUGUUAAAGGGAUGGAGGUCAAAAUGGAAGGCCCAUGCAUGAUCUCUAGUCUCAUUUCUCAGCAACUGGGAAUCAACUGUUCUGUUUUAAUGGGUGCCAACAUAGCAAAUGAGAUAGCUGUGGAGAAGUUUAGUGAAGCAACUGUUGGAUACAGGCUCAAUAGAGAAGUUGCUGAGAGAUGGGUUCAGUUGUUUUAUACACACUAUUUCAUUGUGACAGCUGUUCAGGAUGUUGAAGGAGUCGAACUGUGUGGAACUUUGAAAAAUGUUGUGGCCAUAGCGGCAGGUUUUGUGGAUGGCCUGGAGAUGGGAAAUAAUACAAAAGCUGCAAUCAUGAGACUUGGUCUUAGAGAAAUGAAGGCAUUUUCAAAGUUGUUGUUUCCAUCUGUUAAGGACAGCACCUUUUUUGAGAGCUGUGGUGUAGCUGACCUUAUCACAACAUGCUUGGGUGGAAGAAAUAGGAAAGUUGCUGAGGCUUAUGCAAGGAAUGGAGGGAAGAGGUCUUUUGAUGAGCUUGAAGCAGAAAUGCUACAAGGCCAGAAAUUGCAGGGUGUCUCAACUGCGAGUGAGGUUUAUGAGGUUCUAAGCCAUCGUGGGUGGCUAGAGUUGUUCCCUCUCUUCUCAACAGUGCAUGAGAUAAGCACUGGCCUACUUCCACCAUCGGCCAUAGUUGAAUACAGUGAGAAGCUACCCAGGUCCUUCUAAUUCAAAGCAUAUUUGUUGUAUAAGAAAAUAUAAAUUAUAGUGACAGUAUCAAGGAUAUACAAAAUGCAUGCUUUAGCUGUAUCAACAGUGGAAAGCAUUGGUGGCUAGGCUGCUUUUUCUUUCCAAAAGAUCAUGCCAACAAGGAGCUUGUUUCCAUAUGGUUGAGGUUCUCUGAAGGCCAAGGAAGUUGACUUUUUGUAUGAAGUUCUUAUCAAGUUGUAUUAUUCCACUGCAAACAAUUAAUACAUGCAGCAAGCUUACAUAGUUUACAUAUACAAUAAAGUAGUAAUUGAACUGUGUAUUGAUCCAUAUGUUUGAUUUUUCCAUUUUUCAUAAGCUAUUAAUUGAGCUGUGUGUUUUAUUCCCCAAUUUGGAUGAGGAAAAUGCUUUAGGAUUUAACACUACAGGUUGUAUAUGUUGAAGGACAUUAGCUGGGAUUAUUUUUCCCAUUUUUUC
Messenger RNA from Glycine soja, 1874 nucleotides. RefSeq names its product glycerol-3-phosphate dehydrogenase [NAD(+)]. The coding region runs from base 276 to 1418 and encodes 380 amino acids. The record is from RefSeq and is a predicted model, not a curated record. Gene Ontology annotation, biological process: glycerol-3-phosphate catabolic process; carbohydrate metabolic process. NCBI's taxonomy places the organism in Eukaryota, Viridiplantae, Streptophyta, Magnoliopsida, Fabales, Fabaceae. Gene Ontology annotation, cellular component: glycerol-3-phosphate dehydrogenase (FAD) complex; cytosol. Gene Ontology annotation, molecular function: glycerol-3-phosphate dehydrogenase [NAD(P)+] activity; protein homodimerization activity; NAD binding. The transcript is spliced from 11 exons.